AUGCACGACACUCCCAACAAAUGCAAGACUAGCAGUUUGGAUGCUAGCGCUGACGUGUCCCAGAAGCUCCAGGUAGCUGUUGUUGGUGGUGGCAUAGCGGGUCUUAGUGUUGCAAUCUCCCUGUUGCAGCACCCGGGAGUCAAUGUUCAAAUCUACGAGCGAACCAAGGUCUUCCGAGAGAUUGGGGCUAGCAUUAGCCUGGGCCCCAAUGGGCUCCGGACAUUGGAGAAGCUCGGUGUUGAGAAUGCGCUCGAUGGCAGCGUGUGCUCACGGCAGAUAUCCGACUAUCCAAUGAUAUAUCGGCAUUGGCGGACCGGAGAGGUGAUGGCUCGUGACAUCCACAAGACCGUUAAGACCAAAAAGCAUUUCACGGCGCGGUUCCAUCGUGCACACCUCCAUCAAGCUUUGUUGGAACAUGUGCCCUCGCAAAUUGUCCACAUGGGUAAGAAGACCAUCAGCAUUCUUGCUGAUCGCGAGGAGGGAGUGACAUUGACCUUUGAGGACCAUACCACUGCCAAGGCGGAUAUCUGCAUUGGUGCUGAUGGAAUACACUCGAAUGUCCGCAAAAUAUUUGUGCCAGAUCACACGCUUCGCCGCACUGGUUGGACAGCAAUGCGCUCUGUCUUUGACGCUUCACUGGUGAAAGACAUUAACUUUCCCGAAGAUGCCUCCCACUGGAUUGGUCCCGACCGAAGCUUCUUUCAUUCAAAUAUCGGCAAGGGGAUGUUCACCGUAGUAGGGGGGCUUCAUACCGACCCAAGUGAUCCAUCGGACAAAACGGAAUGGGAUGAUGAAUAUAACCUGGAUACAUUCCGGGAACUCUACAAGGACUGGCAUCCCGCUGUCCGCUCGCUGAUCAAGGCGACACCCUACACACGACUGUAUCCCAACAUGGCUGGACGUCCACUCGACACAUGGACUUUUUCUCAGCGUGUAACUCUGGCCGGGGAUGCAGCCCACACACAUGGGGGUGCCUUUGCCGCCGGAGGGUCACUCGCGAUUGAUGAUGCAUAUGCACUGUUUCUCGCCCUCAACCACGUCUGGCCUGCAGCCGUUGCAAAAUCGAGGAAGCCCACGAUCGAACAGCUCGCCGAGGUUUUCCGCCUCUACGAGGCUACUCGGAAGCCACACAUCGAUAAGAUUCUUGGUGCAGUGCAUCUGCAGGUCAUUGGUCAGAAGCCCAAGACGGAAAACUUGGAGGGUGGAAAUACAGAAACGGAUGAGAUGCUGGAAGAGAGAGUCCGUAAUCGGCCUGACCCAUCAUGGAUCAGCGAACAUGAUGUGGAGAGUGCCUUUCAAAUGGCCCUUGGCGCAGCGGACUUGGGCCUGAUCAAGAUUCCCUCCAAAUUAGCCUAA
This is a messenger RNA of Penicillium expansum, 1356 nucleotides long. Its product is annotated as FAD-dependent oxidoreductase. Gene Ontology annotation, molecular function: FAD binding; monooxygenase activity. The transcript is spliced from 4 exons. The coding region runs from base 1 to 1356 and encodes 451 amino acids. Lineage: Eukaryota; Fungi; Ascomycota; Eurotiomycetes; Eurotiales; Aspergillaceae. The record is from RefSeq and is a predicted model, not a curated record.